Parasteatoda tepidariorum (common house spider) is the source of this 7243-nucleotide messenger RNA. RefSeq lists its product as uncharacterized. Lineage: Eukaryota; Metazoa; Arthropoda; Arachnida; Araneae; Theridiidae. Gene Ontology annotation, molecular function: protein binding. The record is from RefSeq and is a predicted model, not a curated record.
UAACUCUUAGAAUCACUAGUCGUUCGUAAAAGAAAUAAUUCAAAAUCGAAAUUUUUCAACUUAAGUUGAAAAUGUUGUUCUUUCCCUACGUUCUAUGUAUUUUAUUCACCUCUACGUUAAAAAGUAUUUAUUUCUAAAAGAAUUGUUCUAGAUAUUUUCCACUCUACAUUGAACUCAACAGUACCAAUACUCACAUCUCGCCUUAUUUCAUACGUUGAAAAGUGGUGAGGGUUAUUAAUUGAUCGAGUACAAAAGCAUCGUCAGAAAAAUAUUUUCUCAAAAUUCAACCAUCGCAACCGUUCUAACGUAAAUAGUGAUAGACUGAUUCAGAAAAAAUUGCACAAAUCCAUCACUUCUGGGUUUGGAAAUGUUAACAAUUGAAAUCUAACUUUGCAUAAUUGCCAAGGAAAAUAUCUCUGAAUUUGCUUUUAAAAUGGAAAACAAACAUGUGUUCUGUGAUGCAAUGUUACAAGAAGCAAUGUUUAUCAUCAAACACGGAAAGCUUGAAGAUUUUGAACACCUCUUAGAGGAAUGCCUUGAUAUUAAUACAAUCAUAUUAGAAGAUAGUUCCAGUAAGAUCAUACACAUAGCAUCUCUGUUUAGCCGAUGUGAUAUAAUUGAAUUGCUUUUAACAAAAGGAGUUGAAGUUAGUGAAACUGACAGGGAGGGGAGCACAGCCUUACACUACGCGGCAGAAAAAGGACAUUUAGAAAUCGUAAAGAUUUUAAUCAGAAAUGGGGCAAAUGCGAGUGCUGAAGUCUAUGAUAUAGGAUCGAAAUACUGCCAUAUUGCAUCCAAAUUUGGUCGCAGAAACAUUCUAGAAUUUUUUUUCAGUGAAGGUGGUAAUGCGAAUGAAACUGAUAAAGUUGGAUGGACAUUAUUGCACUAUGCUGCUGAGAACAAUGAUGUGGAUUUUGUGGAAUAUAUAGUUGAUAAUGGUGCUAAUAUCCAUGCAGAGAGUAAUGAUACAGGUAUGAAACCCAUACAUAUUGCUUCGCAAAGUGGUUGUGGAAAAGUUUUGGAUUAUUUUUUAUUUAAAGGAGUAGAUGUUGACACUGUUAAUAAACUCGGUUACACCUCAUUACAUUUAGCUGCAUCUGAGGGAAAGCUUGAAACAGUUGAGGUGCUUUUGAAACAUAAAGCCAACAUUCAUGCUGCUGAUGAAGAUGGUAAUCAAGCAAUUCAUUUCUCUUCAAAAUUUGGACACAGAGAUGUACUAAAUUUCCUUCUUCAUAAUGGUUCCAAUGUUCAAGAUGUCAGUGAAAAUUUCUAUACGCCUCUACAUUUUGCAGCAUUAAACGGGAAUCUGGAUGUAAUCCUCGAUCUUAUUGAAAACGGAGCUAACAUAAAUGCUAAAAUUAAAUAUGGUGAGUCUUCGCUACAUUUGGCAGUCAAAUCGGGCAAUGUUAAUGUUGUAAAAUAUUUUCUCGACCUUGGAUUAAAAAUAAAUGACAAAGAUGAUGAUGGCUGGACUCCAUUGCAUUAUGCUUCGCUAUGCGGCCAUAUAGGAGUCGUUAAACUGUUGAUUAAUAAUGGUGCUAACAUCUACUGCAAAAAAAAUGAUGGCCUGAAACCUAUUCAUGUGGCGGCUGGGAAUGGCCAUACGCAAACAGUUGAGUAUUAUAUCAAUAAAGGAUGCGAUGUAAAUGAAUUAAAUACAAAUCCCCGUUGGACUUGCUUACACUAUGCUUCUCAAAAAGGUCUUCUGAAAAUGGUUCAGUAUCUUUUUUAUAACCAUGCCAAUAUUCACGUUGAAUCCAGUGAUUAUGGAAAAGCUAUUCAUGUCGCCGCGUUGGAAGGAAAAACUAAAAUAAUUGAAUUUUUUAUUUCUGUUGGAAUGAGCAUUGAUGAGCACAGCAGUAAAAAAUGGACACCGCUUCAUUGGGCUUCAAUAGGGGGUAAAUUAGAAACGAUUGAAUAUUUAGUUCAAAAAAGGGCAAAUAUAUAUGCAAAAACCUAUGAAAAUUAUAGCGUGUUGCAUCUGGCUGCAAAACAUGGGCACAAAAAUGUAAUAGAGUAUUUUUUGAAUCUCGGGCUUGAUUUUAACAAAAGGGAUAAAAAGGGUUGGAAACCGUUACACCAUGCUGCAUGUGCAGGGGCCGUUGAUAUUGUCAAGCUCCUUGUCGAAAAAGGUGCUGAUUAUGUAGAAAUGUUUGGGAGAGUUGCCAAACCUCUACACAUUGCAGCUAAAAAUGGUCACGUAGAAGUUAUUAAAACUUUUAUUGAACUUGGGCAAGAUCCUAAUUCAUUAGGUCCAGAUGGUCCAGAUAAUAAUACUCCACUGCACAUAGCUGCCGAAAAAGACACAAUUAGCGUUAUAAAUUUCCUCGUGGAAAAGGGAGCCAACCCUCACAUUACAAAUUCUGAAGGGGAAAAACCCAUUCACAUUGCUGCGCGUCAUGGUAACAAGAAAGUUGUUGAGUUGUUUCUCAAUAUGGGUAUUAGUGUAGAUGAAAAGAAUGAAGAUGAUUGGACACCUUUGCAUUACUCCAUUGUAAAUCAACAGUUAGAGCUUGUAAAAUAUCUAGUGAAUAGGAAAGCGAACAUAAAAUCGAGAACUAAUGUCGGGGUUUCCCCUUUAUGUUUAGCUGCUAUGUUCAGACCGCUUAGAGACAUUUACAGACAUCUAUGUAAACACGAAGACGAUUUGUGCGACUUGAAUUUCAGAAAUAGGCGUGCAAAUGAAGAAAUUUUAGAAUUUCUGAUAAAGAAAGAUGCUGAAAUCAACGCUGUUAACAAGCAAGGAUGGACUGCUUUGCAUUAUGCAAUAGGAGAUGCCGUAGGUAUGAGAGUGUUGUAUAUUGUUGAAAAGUUAAUUGAAGCAGGUGCCAAGCCAGAUAUACAAGAUACUGAUGGAAACACACCUCUACAUCUCGGUAUUGAGGAACGUUAUACUUGGGCAGUAAGCAAAAUGUUGGAAGCAAACCCGAAUUUAGACAUUAAAAAUAAAGAAGGCGAAACGCUAUUGUAUUUAGCUUGCAGAAAUCAACUCACUGAUAUAAUGAUAAUGCUAUUAGAAGCAGGAGCAAAUCCUGAUAUCAAAGACAAUGACGGCCGUACAUUUAUUUAUUAUUAUAUCCAUGAAUAUUUAGUUUCGUACGAUGAUGAAAAUCUACUGAAUGCUGAAAGUAUUCUGGGUAAAAUAAAAUCUUUUACUGAUAUUGAUGAUAAAGAAAAUAAUUCUGCUGUCCAUCUGUCAGCUGAAGGUCUUUGGAAUUUUGAUUUUUUUAAACUCGUCGUAAGCCACCAAAAAGAUGUCAAUGUUAUUGAUGCAAAUGGUGACACCCCUUUAAACUACUUAACUGAAGAAUGGGCUCUUUCUCAAGGGGAAGAUUGUAUUUCUUUCAUCAAGCAUCUUAUUGAUAGUGGUGCUUAUUUCAGACCGAUAGAUUGUCAAAGAAUACUAGAAAAUAAUCAAGUAAGGGAUGUAAUUUUUACUGACGUAAAGUUAUGUUCUAAGUCAAUAGUAAACAAGUUUAAUAAAGUGGAUUUGCCAGCUUUGUAUCGUUCACCACUAUUUUCAUACCUACCUCCCAUUGAUAAAAUAAAAUUAAAUCGUCCUCAAAUUCAUAACAUAGAAAUAAAUGUAGAAAAGGAAAUACUAAGCAACGGGUAUUGUGAUGUAUCUACAAUGCUACCACCAUUGCUUGUUAUUGCUUCAGUGGUUUCUCUUGCCAAGUAUUAUGGACAGUCUCACGAACUCAAAUGCAUGAUGCAGUUAAAAAAAAGCCAUUUCCAAGAACCAUAUGACGGACCCUCUGCUGUUGUUUCUGAAAAACUGAUCACAAAUUGCCGAAACAAUAGAGGCUUAUGUGAUUCGAUAGACAGUGCCAAACCAGCGUUUCUAAAGGCUAAUAUGCAAGACGUCGCUGGCUUACUACCUCGUGCAAUCGACUCUGAACCACAAAAUGUCGACCUGCUCCUAAUCGAACAACAAGCCCUGAACAAUCAAAUUGGCAUACUAUUACCGAAUAAUUUGCACAAUAUAACGAGUGAAAAUAUUACCGACUUUUCUUUCAAAAUGGAAAACAAACGUAAGUUCUGUGAUGUUGUCAUACAAGAAGCAAUGUUUAUCAUUAAACACGGUACGCUUGAUGAGUUUGAACGCCUGUUAGAAGAAGGCCUUGAUACUAAUGCAAUCAUAGUCGAAAAUCGUUGCAGCAAGAUGAUACACGUAGCAUCUUAUUUUGGCCGAUGUGAUAUAAUUGAAUUGCUUAUAACAAAAGGAGUUUGCGUUAGUGAAACUGAUAAACAGGGGCGCAAACCCUUACACUACGCAGCAGAAAAAGGGCAUUUAGAAAUUGUAAAGAUUUUAAUCAGAAAUGGGGCAAAUGCGAGUGCUGGAGGAGGUGGUAUAGGAUCGAAAUACUGCCAUUUUGCAUCCAGAUUUGGUCGUAGGAACAUUCUAGAAUUUUUUUUCAGUGAAGGUGGUGAUGCGAAUGAAACUGAUGAAAUUGGUUGGACAUUGUUGCACUAUGCAGCUGUGAACAAUGAUGUGGAUAUUGUGGAAUAUCUAGUUGAUAAUGGUGCUAAUAUCCAUGCAGAGCAAUUUGCUACAGGUAUGAAACCUAUGCAUAUUGCAUCAGAAUAUGGUUGUGAAAAAGUUGUAGAUUAUUUUUUACUUAAAGGAGCAGGUGUUGACACAACUAAUAAAUUCUGUAACACCUCAUUACAUUUAGCUGCAUCUGAGGGAAAGCUUGAAACAGUUGAGGUGCUUUUGAAACAUAAAGCCAACAUUCAUGCUGCUGAUGAAGAUGGUAAUCAAGCAAUUCAUCUUUCUUCAAAAUAUGGACACAGAGAUGUACUAAAUUUCCUUCUUCAUAGUGGUUCCAAUGUUCAAGCUGUCGGGGAAAAUUUCUGUACGCCUCUACAUUUUGCAGCAUUAAACGGGCAUCUGAAUUUAAUUCACGAUCUUAUUGAAAAUGGAGCUAAUAUAAAUGCCAAAAACAAAUAUGGUGAGUCUUCGUUACAUUUAGCAGUCAAAUCGGGCAAUGUUAAUGCUGUAGAAUAUUUCCUCACCCUUGGAUUAAAAAUAAAUGCCCGAGAUGAUGAUUAUGGCUGGACUCCAUUGCAUUAUGCUUCGCGAUGCGGCCAUAUAGGAGUUAUUGAACUGUUAAUUAAUAAUGGUGCUGACGUCAACGGCAGAAGUAAUGGUGGCGAAAAGCCUAUUCAUGUGGCGGCUAACAAUGGGCAUACGCAAACAGUUGAGUUUUAUAUCAAUAAAGGAUGUGAUGUUAAUGAAUUAAAUACGAAAUACCAUUGGACGUGCUUACACUAUGCUUCUCGAGAAGGUUUUCUUGAAAUGGUUCAGUAUCUUUUUGAUAAACAUGCCGAUAUUCACGUUGAAUGCAGUGAUUAUGGAAAAGCUAUUCAUAUCGCUGCUAUAAUAGGACAAACUGAAAUAAUAGAAUUUUUUAUUUCUAUUGGAAUGAGCAUUGAGGAGCCCAGCAGUAAAAAAUGGACACCGCUUCAUUGGGCUUCAAAAGGGGGUAAAUUAGAAACGAUUGAAUAUUUAGUUCAAAAUAAGGUAAAUAUAUUCGCAAAGACUUAUGAAAAUUAUAGCGUGUUGCAUCUGGCUGCGAAACAUGGACACAAAAAUGUAAUAGAGUAUUUCUUGAAUUUAGGGCUUGAUUUUAACGAACGGAAUAAAAAAGGUUGGCAACCUUUACACUAUGCUGCAAGGAAAGGGGCCGUUGAUAUUGUCAGUCUCCUUGUCGAAAAAGGUGCUGAUUAUGAUGAAAUGUUUGGGAGAGUUGCCAAACCUCUACACGUUGCAGCUCAAAAUGGUCACGUAGAAGUUAUUAAAACUUUUAUUGAACUUGGGCAAGAUCCUAACUCAUUUGAACCAGGUAAUAAUACUCCACUGCACAAAGCUGCCGAAAAAGGCACAAUUAGCGUUAUAAAUUUUCUAGUGGAAAAGGGAGCAGACUCUCACAUUAUAAAUUCAAAAGGGGAAAAACCCAUUCACAUAGCUGCGCGUCAUGGUAACAAGGAAGUUGUUGAUUUGUUUCUCAAUAUGGGUAUUAGUGUAGAUGAAAAGAGUAAAGAUGAUUGGACACCUAUGCAUUACUCCAUUACGUAUCAUCAGUUAGAGCUUGUAAAAUAUCUAGUGAAUAGGGAAGCAAAACCGAGUUUAGACAUUAAGAAUAUAGAAGGUGAAACGCCAUUGCAUUUAGCUUACAAAAAUAAACGCACUGAUAUAAUGAUAAUGCUAUUAGAGGCAGGAGCAAAUCCUGAUAUCAAAGACAAUGGCGGCCGUACAUUUCUCUAUUAUUAUAUCCAUGAAUAUGUUGAACGUUUAGUUUCGUAUGAUGAUGAUAGAAAUCCACUGAAUGCUGAAAGUAUCUUGAGUAAAAUAACUUGUUUUACUGAUAUCGAUGAUAAAGGAAAUAAAUCUGCUGUCCAUCUGUCAGCUGAAGGUCUUUGGAAUUUAGAUUUUUUUAAACUAAUCUUAAGCCACCAAAAAGAUGUCAAUGUUAUUGAUGCAAAUGGUGACACCCCUUUAAACUACUUAACUGAAGAAUGGGCUCUUUCUCAAGGGGAAGAUUGUAUUUCUUUCAUCAAUCAUCUUAUUGAUAGUGGUGCUUAUUUCAAACCGGAAGAUUGUCAAAGAAUACUAGAAAAUCAUCAAGUAAGAGAUGUGCUUUUUACUGACGUAAACUUGUGUUCUAAGUCAAUAGUAAACAAAUUCAAUAAGGUCGAAUUGCCAGCUUUGUAUCGUUCACCAGUGCUUUCAUACCUACCUCCCAUCGAUAAAAUGAAAUUAAAUCGUCCUCAAAUUCAAAGCAUAGAAAUAAAUUUAGAAAAGGAAAUACUGAACAACGGGUAUUGUGAUGUAUCUACAAUGCUACCACCAUUGCUUGUUAUUGCUUCAGUGGUUUCUCUUGCCAAGUAUUAUGGACAGUCUCACGAACUCAAAUAAUAACAGAAAUAGCUAUUUUUGGAAAAGUUUUCUUUGUAUUUUGCUCCUUGUUUUAAUGUAUUGAUCUUAGAGUUUGUAAGUUUUCAUCAAUUCCUUGCAACACGUUAUAAAUCAAAUUCUCGUUCAAUUGUUUUGUAACUUAACUUUUGCUAACUAACAAAUUAUAAGGCAUACCUUUCCUCUAAUUAAUUAUUUACUUAUUAUUUAAAUUAUGAUGUAAUAUAUUUAAUGCCUCAACUUCUUUGUUUACGAAAUCAAGUUUAAAAUGAGAGAUUGAUACACAUAGAGCUAUAUAUUUAAUAAAUAAUUUGUUAUAACUUU